Molecule: messenger RNA, 2418 nt
Organism: Oncorhynchus nerka (sockeye salmon)
Lineage: Eukaryota; Metazoa; Chordata; Actinopteri; Salmoniformes; Salmonidae
Product: leucine-rich repeat transmembrane neuronal protein 4
Exons: 2
Coding region: 1-1857 (618 amino acids)
Cellular component (GO): extracellular matrix
Molecular function (GO): protein binding
Source: RefSeq, a predicted model, not a curated record
AUGCGGCGCCGCUGGCUUAUGGUGCCUCUGCUCAUGCAGGUGUGGCUGGCAGCAUCUCCGUCCCUCAGCGAGCGUCCAUGCCCCAAGAGCUGUCGCUGCGAUGGGAAAAUUGUCUACUGUGAGUCCAGCGGUUUUCGCGAUGUGCCCAAGAACCUCUCAGGGGGCUGCCAAGGCCUGUCCUUACGCUACAACAGUCUGGUCAGUCUCAGAGCUGGACAGUUUGUGGGCCUCAACCAGCUCAUCUGGCUCUACUUAGACCACAACUACAUUGCCUCUGUAGACGUACUGGCCUUCCAAGGCGUCCGAAGGCUCAAGGAGCUGAUACUGAGCUCAAACAAGAUCACAAUGCUCCACAACACCACUUUCCACCCUGUACCCAACCUCCGCAACCUGGACCUGUCUUACAACAAACUGGCGUCUCUGCAGCCGGGCCAGUUCCAGGGCCUCCGCAAGCUCCUCAGCCUGCACAUGCGCUCCAACUCCUUGAAAAGCAUUCCUGUGCGUCUGUUCCAGGACUGCAGAAACCUGGAGUUCCUGGACCUGGGCUACAACCGCCUGCGCAGCAUCACACGCAACGCCUUCUCAGGCCUGCUGAAGCUGACCGAGCUGCACCUGGAGCACAACCAGUUUUCCAAGAUAAACUUUUCCCACUUCCCACGCCUCUACAACCUGCGGGCGCUGUACCUGCAGUGGAACCGCAUCCGCUCCAUGAGCCAGGGCCUGACCUGGACCUGGACCUCCCUGCAGAAGCUGGACCUGUCUGGCAAUGAUCUGCAAGAGGUGGAUGCUACAGUCUACCAAUGCUUGCCCAACCUUCAAACACUCAAUCUGGAUUCCAACAAGCUGACCAACGUGUCCCAGGAGACCGUGUCUGCCUGGAUCUCUCUGAUCACCAUCAGCCUGGCGGGGAACGUGUGGGACUGUGGUCCUGUGGUCUGCCCCCUGGUGGUCUGGCUGAGGAACUUCAAGGGGAACAAGGAGAACAACAUGAUCUGCGCUGCCCCCAAGGAAGCGCAGGGAGAGAAGGUCAUGGAUGCUGUUGACACCCACAGUGUGUGUCGGGAUAACGCAAUCACACCCAUCACGGCCAGCGCCCCACCCACACCAUCUAAUGACCCAGACCAGACAGAGCGCCGCCCAGUCUACCCCACACCACCCACGCAAGGUGGGAAGAGGGGGGAGGGAUCCAAAGGAGGCCCUACGUCUCCAGCUGUUACCUCGGUUGUGGCGCCACCACCUGAACAGUUUGAGCCUGUGUCCUUUCACAAGAUAGUGGCGGGGAGCGUUGCCCUGUUCUUGUCUGUGGUGAUGAUCCUGUUGGUGAUCUACGUUUCGUGGAAGCGCUAUCCCAGCAGUGUCAAGCAGCUGCAGGAGCACUCGGCCGCAGCUCGUAAGCGUCGGAAAAAAGCCAGAGAGACGGAGCGCACGCUGAGUUCCCCACUGCAGGAGUACUAUGUGGACUACAAGCCCACCAAUUCGGAGGCCAUGGACGUGCUUGUCAAUGGGACUGGCUCCUGCACCUACACCAUCUCAGGCUCCAGGGAAUGCGAGGCCCCGCACCAGAUGGGCGCCCUAACGUACUACCGGUAUGAGCAGCCUAUCGUGGACUACUGCCAAGCCCAUCAGCCCCUGCGGCUCAACAUGGGCUACGAGGGCCCCCCACAGGGCCUGGAGGAGCUGGGGCCACGCGAGAGGGCCACCAUACAGACUGUAGCGCUGCCCACUGUGCCCUCUGCCACCAUGGGGGUGAGGGCCAGGCCCCGCUCACCGCCCUCUAUCCUUAGAGUCCCAUCCGAGGGCACCGGUGGUCCCUUCCCUCCCCCAGAGCGCACCACCACGCUCACCUUUGGACGCUAACAGCUGGAGCGAUAGGCUGUCAGUUGAGGCAGGGUGGGGAUGCCACAGAUCCACCAUGACUCUUGAAUAGAGGGCGAUGGAGCGGAGUGGUUCUUUGGGGCCUUUUUUAGCACAUUGGCAUGGGAAGCCACAAGGGGGCGGAGGUGAGGAGAAGAAAACAAAAAAAUAUAAAUUUACAUGGCUAGAUGCCUUUGGCAUCUGGCACCCGGAAUGUGACCAUUAUGAAGGCUGAUGCAUCCUGGGAGUUCUGCUAUCAUCUCUCUUUAUUUUUCCAAACACUUCAAAGUGGCCCUCCUGCUCCCCUCCUCCUGGCUCUUGGGAAACUUGAAACGUGAUGCAACAUGCAUGACACGUUAACAUUAACAUCGCUUUGGUUACAGCUCUGGCCCAUACAGCGACAACAUUGUAGGGUGCCUGCACCAGGGAUUGGAUAAUGACAGUUCUUUCACGCUGUGUUUGGAGUGAAAAAGGAAUGUGCAAUAAACAAGGUUUCUGGAGGAAAAUGAAAUGAGGGAGAUAUAAAGAAAGAGAAACAUCAUGAUACAAAAUCAUGUUUACCAG